Messenger RNA from Larimichthys crocea (large yellow croaker), 3537 nucleotides. Its product is annotated as plastin-2. Lineage: Eukaryota; Metazoa; Chordata; Actinopteri; Sciaenidae. The transcript is spliced from 16 exons. Gene Ontology annotation, biological process: actin filament bundle assembly; actin filament network formation. Gene Ontology annotation, cellular component: cytoplasm; actin filament; actin filament bundle. The record is from RefSeq and is a predicted model, not a curated record. Bases 257 to 2119 code for a protein of 620 amino acids. Gene Ontology annotation, molecular function: calcium ion binding; actin filament binding.
CGGUGUCUGCUGAUGAAAACGGGACAGAGGAGCAGUGAGAGGCCGACAGAGGGAUACAGUUUCCCCUCCUCCACCCACCCCCUGUGUGAUAUUACUGAAUACAGCAGCGGCGGACUUCAGGUAAGAGGAAGGAGCGUUUGUUUCUUUGGGGCGUUUUCUGGUCAGUGUGAGGCUGACUGAGGAGCAGAGCACACUGCGGCACAGCUGCUGCUCACCCAUUCAUCAGGAGACACACAGCUCACCUCAGGGUGUCAAUAUGUCAACACCGAUCAGCGCUGAGGAGAUGGAGGAGAUCAGGGAGGGCUUCCAGAAAGUGGACUUGGAUGGUAAUGGGUACAUCACCGCCUCUGAACUCGGUAACCUCUUCAACGAGGUGCGCCGUCCUUUGCCCGGGUACCAGAUCAGAGAACUCCUUCAGAAGCUGGACAGAGACAACGACAGUCGCAUCAGCCUCGAAGAGUUCACGGCUAUUUUCCAGGACUUGAAGAAUGACCGCAUGGCCCAGGGUUUCAGGAAAGCCCUCAACAAGAAAGAAGGCAUCGUGGCCAUCGGGGGCACCAGCGAGAUCUCCAGUGAAGGAACUCAACAUUCAAUCUCUGAGCAGGAGCGCUUUGCUUUCGCCAACUACAUCAACUCUUCUUUGGAGAAGGAUCCAGACUGUCAGCACGUCCUGCCCAUCAACCCCAGCACCGAAGCUCUGUUUAAAGCGUUGGCCGACGGCAUCGUGCUUUGUAAACUCAUCAACCUCUCUGUCCCUGACACCAUCGAUGAGAGAACCAUCAAUAAAAAGAAACUCACGGCGUUCACCACACAGGAGAAUCUGAACUUGGCUCUGAAUUCAGCCUCGGCCAUCGGCUGCCAAGUUGUCAAUAUCGGAGCUCAAGAUCUGAAGGAGGGAAAGCCUCACCUGGUGCUUGGACUCCUCUGGCAGAUUAUCAAGAUAGGACUGUUUGCUGAUAUAGAGCUGAGCCGCAAUGAAGCUAUAGCGGCGCUGCUGGAGGAAGGAGAGAGUCUGGAAGAGUUGAUGAAACUCAGUCCUGAGGAGCUGCUGCUGCGCUGGGCCAAUUUCCAUUUAAAGAAAGUCGGCAUGUCUAUAUCCAACUUUUCCAGUGAUAUUAAGGACUCCAAGGCGUACUUCCACCUGCUUGAGCAGAUCGCUCCAGACGGCACCAAAGAGGACGUGCCACGGGUUGAUGUUGACAUGACGGGUGUUUAUGAGAAGGAUCUCUCCAAGAGAGCAGAGUGUAUGCUCCAACAGGCCGACCGUCUCGGCUGCAGACAGUUUGUAACCGCCACCGAUGUCGUGUGUGGAAACGCGAAGCUCAACAUGGCCUUUGUGGCCACGCUCUUCAACAAACACCCGGCUCUCACCAAACCAGAGAACCAAGACUGGAAUCUGGAGAGUGAGACCAGAGAGGAGAGGACUUUCAGGAACUGGAUGAACUCUCUUGGAGUCAGUCCACAUGUUCAUCACAUCUAUGGUGAUCUGCAGGACGCCAUGGUGAUUCUACAACUUUAUGAGAAGAUUAAGGUGCCAGUGGACUGGGACAACAAAGUCAACCUUCCUCCCUUUAAGGGAGUCGGAGGAGGACACUUAAAAAAGAUGGAAAACUGCACCUACGCUGUGGACCUGGGGAAGAACAGCGCUGGUUUUUCUCUGGUGGGAAUUGGCGGACAGGACCUCUACGACGGAAACGCAACUCUAACUCUGGCACUGGUGUGGCAGCUGAUGAGGAGGUACACUUUAAAUGUUCUGGAAGACCUUGGACACGGAGAAGUUGCGGGAGACGAUUUGAUCAUCUCAUGGGUCAACAAGACUUUGUCUGAGGCCGGCAAGACUUCCUCUAUCAAAAGCUUUAAGGACAAAUCAAUCGCUACCAGUAUUCCAGUUCUGGACCUGAUCGACUCCAUUCAGCCGCAGAGCGUGAACUUUGAUCUGGUUAAAACAGAGGAUCCGUCAGACGAAGACAAACUGGACAAUGCCAAGUAUGCCAUUUCCAUGGCGAGGAAGAUCGGGGCGAAAGUUUACGCGCUGCCUGACGACUUGGUGGAGGUCAAUCAAAAGAUGGUGAUGACCAUCUUUGCCUGCCUGAUGGGAAGAGGCAUGAAGAAGGCCUAAAGGACACACACACACACACACACACACACACACACACACACACACGCACACGUUGACUGACUGGUUUGAUUGGAUGAGACCUGAAGACGGUGAACAUUUUGUCCUGUUACGGUUAUUCAGCAUUAGUGUUACUUUAUCCAUCUAUUCAGAAAUCAGUAACAGAGAAGGACAGGGACAGUUUGCAGUGAAGUAAGACUUCUCUAACAGCUCUACAUGAUAAAUAUUUUGGGGUUUUAGUGAUAUUGCCCAUAGAUGAAUACAAUGUCCAGUCCAGGGUCUGCCCAGUGCAUACUGGGAGAGACUGUCGCCCGUCUGUGACCCUGACAAGGAGUAAGGAAGCCUGUCGAGAAAAUAAACGAAUAAAAGGUUUUGUAAUUUUUUUUAAAAUAAGGUUUUGUUUCUUUACAUGUAAAGGCCGUGACACAUGAGAAACAUUCAAAGACAAUGAACUACAUCUACCAUGAACACGAAGCUAAAAUUCAGGGUCAUGCUUAAUUUGCCAAUGACACAGUUUCCCAUGUGUCACCGCCUUGUGAUAUACCAACUGAGUUCUGCUGUAUCUUCCAAUGUGCCAGCCAAGUAUGAGCAUUUAUUGUACUUAAGCCAUAAUAUAAUAUUCUUAACUGAAUAUCUUUUGGCCUUUUUUUUUACAAUAUCUGACCAAAGCUGUGCUAGAUUUUAGGCAGUUUAUGUCGUCACACUAGAAACUAUAAAACUAAAUACCUUAUUUGUUUGUUUGACUCACUCAUUAUGUAAUUAAGGUAUUUUUUAAUGAGAUUUUAAGGGACUGAUUAGGAGAUAGAUUAAUGUUCUACAUGUAUACUGUUUUAUAAGCAACACAUUUCUCAAAAAUCAGGUAUUUUUUUAUGGUGUUAGGGAUUUAACACCUUAAUUUAUGCAGGAAAUACAUUCAAAUCCAUCAAUUCAUUAAUGUAUCCAUUAUGAAAACACAAUUCCGGUGUAUUAAACGUCCGAAUAUUGCAUAAGAAUCCCUUAAAAUGUCAUUUAUUUGUGCCUGAAAAUAUUUCCCAGUGAUUCCCAGACUAUUUGUACAGGGACACUGUACUUUAAACGAUGUCAAAGAGCUUCAACUCGUGUUUUUCUGUUGCUGAUAUAACAGUCAUGACUCAUAUGUGGCGGUACAAGACAUCCUCUGACAAAUUCCUCGUCCUGUGUUAGUCUGAGACGUGAGCACACUUAGUUUUGAAAUGGAUAUAGGUUAUCCGGUUUUGCUGCUGCUGAUCUUAACAUUCCACCGUCAACAUGUUUUCUUCUUUUAUCCCAAAUGUUUCUCUGUAAAGCGUUUUCCAAUCAACUGUUUAUCUUUGUCGGCAGUUUUGCUUUGCACGAUAGCAAUACUCCCAAAAUCUAGUGUGUGCAAACAGGUGAAUAAUGUUAAAUAAAAGCAUUUUUCGGUA